AUGGCUUCCGCUCGUAAGAUUGUCGGGCAGGCCGCUUCCAAGGGGCCGAGCCCGAGCGUUAUCAAAGAGAUGAUCUACGGGAUAAGCCUUGGCCUUGCUGCCGGAUUCUUUUGGAAGAUGUACCACUGGAGCAGCCAAAGGAGAACCCGGGAGUUCUACGACCUCCUCGACAAGGGCGAGAUUAGUGUAGUGGUUGAUGAGUAACGUACGUGCAUUGGGCUAACACGUAAAGACGC
This is a messenger RNA of Phoenix dactylifera (date palm), 236 nucleotides long. Lineage: Eukaryota; Viridiplantae; Streptophyta; Magnoliopsida; Arecales; Arecaceae. The record is from RefSeq and is a predicted model, not a curated record.